Molecule: messenger RNA, 1623 nt
Organism: Fonsecaea nubica
Lineage: Eukaryota; Fungi; Ascomycota; Eurotiomycetes; Chaetothyriales; Herpotrichiellaceae
Exons: 2
Coding region: 1-1623 (540 amino acids)
Molecular function (GO): FAD binding
Source: RefSeq, a predicted model, not a curated record
AUGCGCUUCUCCCUCCACGUGGCCGCCAUCGGCCUGGGCAUUACGGCCUCAGUCGCUGCCCAGGACAGUCCCUUUGAGCCACCUGAUUUCAAUGUCACCCAAGCACUCGUCGAUCAGGGCGUCAAUGUGUCGGCGUUGCCAGAACUGGCUUCCCUAACUAAGAGAUCCUCAAUAUCCCCAUGCUCGAUCGCCUGCGACUCUUUGAGGCUCCUCUUCGGUUCGUCGAACGUCAUCGAGCAAGGCAAUCAAGCCUUUGAUGCCUUCACGAGUGCCUACUGGUCCGUCCAGCAAGAAAGUGUCGAUCCAUCCUGUAUCUUCAAACCAACCAGUGCGACCCAAGUGUCGAUAGCAAUCUUGCUCUCGCGACUCACUCAAUGCCCAUUCGCCGCCAAGUCUGGCGGGCAUGCAGCCUUCGCCGGAGCCUCCAGCAUUCAGGGUGGCAUCACCAUGUCACUCGAGAAAAUCAACGCAAUCAAACUCUCAUCAGACAAAAAGACCGCCGACGUUGGCCCAGGUAACACAUGGUUCACCGUGUACACCACCCUUCAGCCUGCCGAUGUAACGGUGAUUGGCGGUCGUGUCUCAGCCAUUGGAGUAGGCGGCCUGACUACUGGUGGUGGUAUUUCCUUCUUCUCCAACAUCCACGGGUGGGCCUGCGACAAUGUUGUUAGCUACGAGGUUGUCACCGCGUCUGGGGUAACUGUUACUGCCAGCGCUACCCAGAACAAGGACCUGUUCUUUGCCCUGCGUGGUGGCGGUAACAACUUUGGCAUCGUGACCAAGUUCACAUUCAACGCCGUCCCACUUCCUGGCGGUUUGAUGUGGGGUGGCGGUCGUGUGUCCACUGAAGACCAGUUCGACGCUCUCAUCGACGCCUUCUACAACGUCGGUGUCAAUUCUCCUCAAGACCCCAACGCCGCGCAGAUCCUUUCUUUCGCUUAUGUGCCGUCUUCCGAUCUCAAAGUCGCCGCUGCCGACCUCCAAUAUGCACAGCCCGUUGCUAAUGCGUCCAUCUUUAGCGAAUACUUGUCCAUCCCAGCCAUCUCUGAUACGACCUCAAUACGGACAUUGGCAAACCUGACUCAGGAAUUCAACGCCAGCAAUCCCGACGGACUGCGCGAGACCUACUGGGCGGCGGCAUACAAGCUCAACAAGAACCACACCGCUUCGGUCCGAGACAUUUUCUUUGAGGAGCUCGAGUCGAUCAAGGACGCGGCCGGCCUGGUGCCCGCCGCGACAUUGCAAGUCAUCACCGAAGGACAGCUGGCCGGUAUGACCAAGAAUGGCGGAAACCCACUGGGUCUCUCUGCUUCUGACGGGCCAUUCUUGCUGCUCAACACGAACAUGAUGUGGACCAACGCCGCCGAUGACACGAGGAUCCUCCAGACCAACCAGCGCGUCAUCGACCGGACAGUGGCCCUGGCUCAGUCGAUGGGAUUGUUUGAGGACUACAUCUACAUGAACUACGCCAGUCAGUUCCAGGACGUCGUUUCCAGCUACGGCGCGGCCAACAAAGCCAAGCUGCAGAGCAUUGCCGGCAAGUACGACGCUACGGGCGUGUUCCAAACGCUGCAACCAGGCUACUUUAAGCUUAAUGGACCGCCCAGCCCUAGUGGCCCUUAG